GGCUAUAACUUAAAAUAAAAAUAUUUAAAAAACUAAUUAGCAAGUCAAGAAACUAUUUAUUUUUAAGAUUAAAGAUUCUCUAAUUUUGGAAAAGCUGAAAUUAUUAAUAUGACUGAAGUUAAUAACGUAACCUUAAAUUUUGACCUGUCGGAUACAUCAAAAGUUUUGUUUUGGUUCUUUUUGUCGCUAGAAACAAUUUCAAUAUAUGUCGGUAAUGUCAUCAUUUGUUGUUUAUUUAUCGUCAGAAAAAGAUUGAGAACAAAGCAAAACUUGUUUGUAUUAUCACUUAGUGUCAGUGACCUACUUAUUGGAAUAUCAGUUCCACCAUGUGAGUACUGCGCCUUUAAAUUAUCUUACCCUAACAAUUGUAGUUAUAUUUGUGGGAGUAUUGUAAGUUUUAAUAUUCUUGCCUCAGCUAUUAACUUAACUUUAAUUGCAAUUGAUCGGUUUUUUUCAAUAUUGAUGCCGUUCACUUACAAAAAAAAAAUAACAUGGCAACGAGCAGUUAAUAUGAUAAUUAUCGGUUGGCUGUUUGCUUUUUUUUUGACUCUAAUCCCCUUUUUUUGGAUGUUAGACGCAAAUAUGGCGAGAAACCGCAAACAAAAAAUAAACAUUAUUUUCAGUAUUGUUGUUUUCUCUUGCAUUGUUUUAAACGGAUUGCUAAUUGGAGGAAUAUAUUACAAAAUUAUUCAAAUAGCUCGCUGGCAACUACAGAAAGAAAUUAACAGAAAAGUGAAAUGUACAAAAGGAAUUAAAGUUUGCAUAUUAGUUGCUAUUAGUUACUUUGUCUGUUGGAUUCCAACUGCCGUUACUGAGGUGUUAUAUCAAAACAACCCAAACAUUCCUCGAGAGGUACUGUUGACGACAUACUUUCUGCUGCUUUUAAAUCCUUGUUUUGACCCUUUGAUGUAUGGUUGUUACAGAAAAGAUUACCGAAAAGAGUUGUGUACACUUUUUGGAUUUAAAAAAAAUAAGAAAACAAAAGCAAUCUUAUAAAGAUUUAAUUUUAUUUAUUUAUUUUUUUUUUUUAUACUUUUUUCGCUUGAACAACUUGUUUGAGAAAAGCUACAUAAACCUGCAAAGCAAACUCAAAAUAAAUUUUCGAUGAAAAAUAUUGAAUUCUCAGCAAAAAUAUAUAUUUUUUUGUAUUCCUA
Messenger RNA from Hydra vulgaris (swiftwater hydra), 1154 nucleotides. RefSeq names its product histamine H2 receptor. Lineage: Eukaryota; Metazoa; Cnidaria; Hydrozoa; Anthoathecata; Hydridae. Gene Ontology annotation, cellular component: plasma membrane. The record is from RefSeq and is a predicted model, not a curated record. Gene Ontology annotation, biological process: G protein-coupled receptor signaling pathway. Gene Ontology annotation, molecular function: G protein-coupled receptor activity.